AUGGCCAAGUUCCUCCUCCACACCUUCUACGCCACGGGCCACGUCCUGCCCAUGCAGGCGGUGGCCAAGGCGCUGGUCGACCGCGGGCACGAGGUGGUGUGGCUGACGAGCCCGGCGCAGGAGGCCCGCGUGAGGGCCUCGGGGGCGCGGUUCGUGGCGACCGAGGAGAUCGACCGCGUCGACAAGGUGCUGCAGGGCGCGGACCCCAAGACGCUCGAGGAGAUCGUGGACGUGUUUUUUGGCGGGCGGCUCGCGGCGCAGGUGGCGGACCUGCGCGGUGUGCUUGCGGGCGGGUUCAGGCCGGACGUGCUGGUGAAUGAUGCGCUGCCCUUUGGGGCGGCUGUGUUACACGAGCUGGGCGAGAUCCCAGCCUACGCGACCCUAGGCGUGGUACCAAUGUACUUCCGCGAGCACGCGCCGAAGUCAACCCUCGGCACGCUCCUCAGCCAGCCCGAGAUAAUCGUAGGGUGCCUCAACUCCCAGCGGACAGACCUCGGCCUGGGCGCCAUCGAGCCCUCGCAGCUCCUCCAGUACAGCCCGCGGCUGCACAUCCAGGCGUCCAGCCCGGGGCUCGAGUACGAGCAGGCGCUGCACCCGACCGAGUACGUCGGCCCGCUCAUCAGCCCGCUGAACAGCACCUCGGCGGCCCUGCCGGAGUGGUGGGGCGAGGUGGUCGACGCCCCGGGGGAGGGCCGCCGGGUGGUGGGCAUCACGCAGGGGACCUUCGCGACGGACCCGACGAGCCUGAUCCUGCCGGCCACCCGCGCGCUCCGUGGCGACGCGGGCCUGCUGCUGGUGGUGCCGUCGCAGCAGGCCGAGGAGGUCACGCAGGCGCUGCUCUCGGACGGCAGCGGCUUGCCAUCCAACCUGCGCCUGGCGGCGUGGCUCCCCUACGAGGCGCUGCUCCCGCGGUGCAGCGUGCUCGUGACCAACGGCGGCUACGGCAGCGUAACACAGGCGCUCUCCCACGGGCUGCCUCUUGUUUGCGCGGGCACGAGCGAGGACAAGAAGGACACGGCGGCGAGAGUGACGCGUGCGGGCGCGGGCGUCGACCUCGGGACGGAUUGUCCGUCUCCGGAGCAGGUGCGGGACGCGGUGGCGGAGAUACUUGGGGACGGGACAUAUCGCGAGAACGCGUCGCGCGUGGGGCGGGGGCUGAACUCGCUGGGAGGGGCGGCGAGGGCGUGCGAGCUGCUGGAGGGGGUUGUUGGGAGGUGA
This is a messenger RNA of Diaporthe citri, 1218 nucleotides long. RefSeq lists its product as uncharacterized. Gene Ontology annotation, molecular function: UDP-glycosyltransferase activity. The transcript is spliced from 2 exons. Bases 1 to 1218 code for a protein of 405 amino acids. Lineage: Eukaryota; Fungi; Ascomycota; Sordariomycetes; Diaporthales; Diaporthaceae. The record is from RefSeq and is a predicted model, not a curated record.